Molecule: messenger RNA, 217 nt
Organism: Racocetra persica
Lineage: Eukaryota; Fungi; Glomeromycota; Glomeromycetes; Diversisporales; Gigasporaceae
Source: the annotation of a GenBank genome assembly
GAAGUAUCAUCAAGGAAGAUACCAUUUAUCAAUAAAAUUGAACUGGCUCUUGAAAUUUUGAAAGAUAUAAAGGAAGUUAAUCAGCUCCGAGUUUUAUAUAUAAAAGAAUCACCAGUUAAGAUUCUAGAAAUAGAUAAACAUUCUAUAGUCGAUGAUAAUGAAAAAUCCCAAUUAAUUAAUUUUGACAAUUUGCCUGAAGCAAGAAAUGAAGUAGAGG